This is a messenger RNA of Sus scrofa (pig), 4009 nucleotides long. It is a transcript of the gene GNB5, whose product is annotated as G protein subunit beta 5. The record is from RefSeq and is a predicted model, not a curated record. Gene Ontology annotation, biological process: signal transduction. NCBI's taxonomy places the organism in Eukaryota, Metazoa, Chordata, Mammalia, Artiodactyla, Suidae. Gene Ontology annotation, molecular function: protein binding.
GUACCAAUGGUGAGAGCCAGGGCCCCUCGUCCUCUCCUCUCCCGUCCGCUCUCUGCCAUACGAAGCCACUGGGCAGCGUCUAAAGUCCCAAGGAGAGGAGAUCUGGGCGGCGAGUGAGGGAAAGGGGUGUUGGAAGGGCUGUGUUCCUGCGACUUCGCCAAACUCCCAAAGGCCGGGCAGUCCCUGGUUUAAAUCCCAGCUUGGCCCUAAGUGCGCAUCAAGCGAGCCUCUCCGGGGCAACGCGCAGGGGCGCGCGGCCGGGGACCCGGGGCGCGGAGGGAGCACAAGGGCCCGCUAGCGCGGCAGGCGAAGGUGAGGCGGGAGGGCGACCUGCCGCCGCCGCCGCCGCCCGGCUCGCAGCUGCCAGCGUCAGCGCGGGAGGGCGGGGCGCGCUCCGGGAGGCGGCUGGAGCUGCGCCGCUGGCGGCUCGGCGCCCGCUCGCCGCACGGGCCUCCGUCGCCCGCUAACUCGCAUCCCGGUUUCCCUGCCCGCCGCGUCCCCGCGCGAAGAUGGCAACCGACGGGCUGCAUGAGAACGAGACGCUGGCGUCGCUCAAGAGCGAGGCCGAGAGCCUCAAGGGCAAACUGGAGGAGGAGCGGGCCAAGCUGCACGACGUGGAGCUGCACCAGGUGGCAGAGCGUGUGGAGGCCCUGGGGCAGUUUGUCAUGAAGACCAGGAGGACCCUCAAAGGCCACGGGAACAAGGUUCUGUGCAUGGACUGGUGCAAGGAUAAGAGGAGGAUCGUGAGCUCCUCGCAGGAUGGGAAGGUGAUCGUGUGGGAUUCCUUCACCACCAACAAGGAACACGCGGUCACCAUGCCCUGCACGUGGGUGAUGGCAUGUGCGUACGCUCCAUCAGGAUGUGCCAUUGCAUGUGGUGGUUUGGAUAACAAGUGUUCUGUGUACCCACUGACGUUUGACAAAAAUGAAAACAUGGCCGCCAAAAAGAAGUCCGUUGCUAUGCACACCAACUACCUGUCAGCCUGCAGCUUCACCAACUCUGACAUGCAGAUCCUGACGGCCAGCGGCGAUGGCACAUGCGCCCUGUGGGACGUGGAGAGCGGGCAGCUGCUGCAGAGCUUCCAUGGCCACGGGGCCGACGUGCUUUGCUUGGACCUGGCCCCCUCAGAGACCGGGAACACCUUUGUGUCUGGGGGAUGUGACAAGAAAGCCAUGGUGUGGGACAUGCGCUCCGGCCAGUGCAUACAGGCCUUUGAAACACACGAAUCUGACAUCAACAGUGUCCGAUACUAUCCGAGUGGAGAUGCCUUUGCUUCGGGAUCAGAUGAUGCUACGUGUCGCCUCUACGACCUCCGGGCAGACAGGGAGGUUGCCAUCUAUUCCAAGGAGAGUAUCAUCUUUGGAGCUUCCAGUGUGGACUUCUCCCUCAGCGGUCGCCUGCUGUUUGCUGGAUACAAUGAUUAUACCAUCAAUGUCUGGGAUGUCCUCAAGGGAUCCCGAGUCUCCAUCCUGUUCGGACAUGAAAACCGUGUUAGUACUCUACGAGUUUCCCCUGAUGGGACUGCUUUUUGCUCAGGAUCAUGGGAUCAUACACUCAGGGUCUGGGCUUAAUCACAGUGAACUCAUAGGUACCUGAGGAUAGAAUUUGAAAUCAUCAUGUGUAAAUCUUGCUUUUAGAGGGUCUGAGAGUUGAAUGCAACUUAGCUUAAGGGAGCAGCUCCAUGUCUGAAAGUUCACCACGUGUCUCCAAUAUUACCAUUAAAACCACCAUCCUAGAAAGAUCCCAGUGUGAGUCUUCAGCACUCCGAGAACACCUUCAAGUACAGUGUUUUUCAUUUUGAACACUUUUUAAAAUGUAUGUUUUUAAGGUUAUUCUGAAGUAUACUAUUCUCAACUCAUUCUCUUACCAGUAGAAUUCAGCAUUUACUAUAUUCCAUAUUGUUUCCUUGAAUCAGAUUUAUUUUUCAGAGCACUUUAAAAGCUGAUUUUUUUCUCAGUGUGCACUGUGAUUUUUGGAACCUUCCACUGGAAGGGUUGAUUUUAAUGGACUGUGUGAGAGGGACUGUGUUACUUGGUCUUUGAGAGAAGAAAAUUCCAAUUCCAAAUGUAAUUAGACAUCACCUUUUUAAAUGUGUUUUUAUUGUGAAAGUAUCUUUUUCAGCCUUGCAUCCAGUUGUCUUUCUUUCAGAUAAAACAUUUUUUUCCAUGUAUGUGAACAGUUAUAAAUUAAGCAGAGAUAUGUAUAAAAUGGUAAAAUGGACAGAAGGUUUGAUUUGUGAAUCUUAUGAUGGUGUGAGUGAUCAUUGUAUCACGUGGACAGGACAAUUUCUUUCAUUUGAAGGAAGAGCUGAGUGCUGCUUGUGACACAGAAGACAGUAAACUUAUUUUAAAACCUAUUUGUAGUGUUAGAUGUAUCAGGAUCAGUAAGUAGCAUCCCACCAGGCUAAAGUGAAUCUUGUCUGUACCAAUUACACUCAUAUUUAUUGCAUUGCAAGUGUAAUUACAUACAAAUUAAUUGAUAGGUCUCAGAUGAUAAUGUCUUGGCUUCACUUAUAUUGAGAAAAAGUAAUGUAAAAAAAUAUCUUGGAGUUCCCGUUGUAGCACAGUGGAAACAAUCCAACUAGGAACCAUGAGGUUGCGGGUUCAAUCCCUGGCCUCACUCAGUGGGUUAAGGAUCCAGUGUUGCCAUGAGCUGUGGUGUAGGUGACGGAUGCAGCUCUGAUCUGCUGUGGUGUAGGCAGGCAGCUGUAGCUCCAGUUGUACCCCUAGCCCAGGAACCUCCAUAUGCCACGGGUGUGGCCCUAAAAAGUGAAAAAAAAAAAAAUCUGGUCAUUUGAAAUUCACCUGUUCCUUCUGGAAGAUAACUAGUGCUUUAGUUACAGGAUCCUUUAUUUUCUGUUUGGUUUCAAGGUGUAGAGGCUUAUUCUUUGCUUUAGAAAACUCCUUGUUCAUAAAGAUGGCAUGCAUCACUUAGGGAAAUAAAAGGUCAUCACCUCAGGCCAAAAACCAUUCCUGGGUGAGGAAAAAAAAACAUUCCUGUAGGUGAUCUGGGGUCUGAUGGGCCAGGUCCCAGUGCUGCCCGAGGGCUGUGUGUGCUGAGUCCCCUGGGUCCUCAGUCCCCUCUCUUGUUCCUUCUCCAGCCUGGACCUUCUCCUAGUGGUAGUUCUGGCUUUGCAGGCCCAGCCCCAGGCUCUGUUGCUUGAAGAGGUCCUUCCAGAGCUGGAGCUCUUGUAAACCUCAGAGGGUGUGCCAGGCAAAACUACUUGUUGAGGUAUCGUAAUGGGCCAGUCAGUCAAAAAUCACCCAGGCCAGCUUUGCCAUCAACUCUUUUAAAAUAAACAUAGUGGUUAUACAACACUACAAGACUCUACAACAGGGCCUGGGGUAGAGACAGAAAAAUAUGAAAGGCUCCUGCUCGCUCACACAUACACCCCUGCCACCCACCCACACACACCUUGAGAGCCCAGAGGGUAAGGGGACAGGGAACAUAGUCCAGAACAACUUGUCAGCCACCUUCUCUCCCUAGUGGGUUCUAGCCUGGGCAGGGGCUCAAGGAAGUGGGCACAGGGUCUACUGCCAGCUGCUGAAGGGACAGGCCCAUGAAAUUCCCAAGCUCUGCUCCCAGAAUGUUCCAGAGUUUGUUCCUGAGCUCCUAGUUAUGGCAUCCCCUUCCCCCGCCUUCACAUACCUUUUUGUGUAUCUGCACUCUGACCUGGGCCUCCCAGAAGAGGAGAAAGACAGGGCCAAGGAAAAGUCAUACAGACUCAGGUGAAGCAAAUUCAAGUUUCUAUGUUUGGACAGGUGGGGGCAUCUGCAGUGUACACGCAAAAUCACCCCUCACUUUCCAAUCCAAACAGUGACUUUAAGGGCCCCGUGAAAGUGCCCUCUCCUGUACUCACCCUCCUUGGGCAGUAAGCCACCUCCCCUGUAAGUAUUUAAUCUCGCAGUGGGUGCUGUUUAGUAUUUAUUGAUGAACUACUUGGUUGGGAAUGUACUGUACCAUGUGGAAACUCAAGGGUAAACUCCCAGGUAAUAAAUUGUAUUUUGCA